GAAAGAUCACUGUCGGCCUUGCCCUUACUACUGGGGAAUUUUGAAAAUCCUUAUAUUGAGGGCAUCUAUUAUUCGAAGAACGCUGCGGCAAAGACGAGCAGCUUCAUGGCCUCAUCGGCGCCCUACCAAUGGGGGGAAACGGUGUCCUCAGCUGUGCAUUCGCGCUACAAAGCGCUUCCCAAGAAGGGGAAACCUCAGGGCCGGGAAACGACUGUUCUCGCCGCUUUCCUCCUCUCCUCCCCAUUCAUGGUCGAACCUAAGCCCGUCCAGCCCCUGUACCCUAAAUCAAUCCUAAAUCUUGUCGUGGGACCAAAAUGCAUCGGUGGAUCCCUUCUUAGCCCUCGUGGGAAUGUUGUCAAUGACUCUCACGCCGAGAUCAUUGCAAGGCAGAGCCCUCUUGAGGUUUGUUCUUUUUAUUCAGAAAUUCUGUGGAUUGAUCAGAAAGAGCGUAAUGGCGAACAGAAAAUGGCUUUUCUUUUCGAUGCUGAGCAAGGGAAGUAUGUGAUGAGCCCCUGGUUGAGAUUGCAUUUAUAUGUCACCCAAAUUCCAUGUGGGGUUUUUUCUAUGGCUUUAUCUCAAGCAUUGCAUAUGCGGAGUUCUAUUGAUGGUGAUUCAUCAUCUACAGGGAAAACGAAAGACUCCAAUGAUGGACGGACAGAUGCAUCAGUGACUCCAGUUAUUGGCUGCCCUGAAUUUGUUCAGAUGGUCCAAAAGAAGCCUGGACGCGGUGACACAACUUUGUCAAUGAGUUGCUUUGAUAAGAUAACACGGUGGACUGUUGUUGGACUUCAAGGAGCUUUACUUUCUCACUUGGUGCAACCUGUCUAUCUAUCUACUAUUACGGUGGGCAAUUCUUGUUGUGAUGCUUGCAGAGAAUUUUACUUUGAACAUCUAGAAAAGGCUUUUUGUAGUCGAAUGGCUACUCUACCCAAGAAAGUUUCAAGCUCCUUUGAAGUGCUCAAGCCUUGUAUCUAUUGGUCUUCUGUCCCUUUGAAGGAAUUCCAACAACCUCAUGGUGACGAUCCCAAUUUAACAUGCGGGUAUUCAAUAUGUUGGAAUAGAUCUGGUCUGCAUGAGGUUAUCUUGGGAACAACAGGGAGGAAGCAAGGCACAUCUACUAAAGGGGCAUUGUCCCGAUCAACGGAGUCAUCACUAUGCAAGAGAAGGUUGCUGGAAGUAUUCAUGAGUUUGAAGCACAAAUUGCCUUUUGGGUCUCAAGCUGAAGAAAUUCUUUAUAGUGAACUGAAGGGCAUGGCUUAUGAGUACCAAUCUGCUCUCAAGGUCUUAAAAGAGAGCCCACCCUUCAUCACUUGGCAUCCAAAGGUUUCAGACCUCGAGGCCUUUUCUUCUAGAAAACAUCCUUAGUCUAGCUAAAAAAAUAGCGUGUCAAUGAUGUCAUUACAACAGAGGUUCUUUCAGUCUAGGUGUGUUCAUCGAUUCGCCCCGGAACGAGGAAUAUCCUUGAUUGAUUACAUAUUUACAUUAUGGAGGACAAGUAUUUGAUCUUCAUUUUCAUUAAAUUAAGAACUGUAUUUUGAUGCUGCUAGUAGAAGUGAAAUCACCAUAUGAUGGACCUGAAGGCAGAUUCAGCAGCUUGAAGAGUAUUUUCCACUCCAGUGCCUGUGAGGUUACUAUUGUGAAAUCUUGCGGGAGACUUUAAGGAAAACUCUGUCGACAUGGUGAUUAUUUAUAAAUUUUAUUUAACAGCAUCUGUUACUGACUUAGUUCAUGGCACUUGUCAUAGCUUUAAUUGAUUAAGUUGGAACAGCCAUUUUGAGGUGCUAUGAUGUUAUGGUGAUCUGUCCUAAUAUGGUUGUCGUAUUGUCUGAUCUGCCUAGAGUCUUAAGAAAUAGCUGAUUCUUUUCAA
Messenger RNA from Dioscorea cayenensis subsp. rotundata (Guinea yam), 1867 nucleotides. RefSeq names its product tRNA-specific adenosine deaminase TAD1-like. NCBI's taxonomy places the organism in Eukaryota, Viridiplantae, Streptophyta, Magnoliopsida, Dioscoreales, Dioscoreaceae. Gene Ontology annotation, biological process: adenosine to inosine editing; RNA processing. Gene Ontology annotation, molecular function: double-stranded RNA adenosine deaminase activity; tRNA-specific adenosine deaminase activity; double-stranded RNA binding. Gene Ontology annotation, cellular component: nucleolus; cytoplasm. The record is from RefSeq and is a predicted model, not a curated record.